This is a messenger RNA of Lymnaea stagnalis (great pond snail), 11917 nucleotides long. The record is from the annotation of a GenBank genome assembly. Lineage: Eukaryota; Metazoa; Mollusca; Gastropoda; Lymnaeidae.
GAGAACACACCUGCCCCUUACACUUUUUCCAAUGUGAUGACCGAAGAUGCAUCCCAGAAUUACGUGUUUGCGACGGUGGAAGUGAUUGUUAUGAUGGCACGGAUGAACGGGAUUGCCCCCCCUUGAACUGCACAGGCUCAAGGUGGACCUGCAAGAAUGUCCGUCAGUGCAUCUUGACAAAGCACCAUUGUGACGGUGUGCCAGAUUGUAAUGAUGAAUCGGAUGAGCAGAACUGCCGUAAGUGCUUCUUAGAUAUGUGUAGGAUUGGAUCAGUCUAAAUGCGAACCCUCCCAUCCUGCUUUUAGGCUUUAAUUUUUAAACUUUUUUUUGGCCUUUGCCCCCUUGGCACCAUAAACCCCUGCGUUACUCUUUACACCCCCACCCCCCCACCCAUUGUUCAGGACAGUAGUGAGCACAACUCUGUAAGAAAUAUUGUUUUAUGCAAUUGAACUUUAGAUGGAAUGAGUAAUGUGAUGCCAUCUCUAAGGAGGGUGCCAGUAUGGGUUUACACCAACCCUGGUGACGCCACACGCUUUAUUAUCUUGGAACCCAGCGCAGUGUCACAUAGCUUCUAAAAGGGACUUACACACUCCUAUUGUAAAAGUCUAUAAGCUUUCACUUGUUACCCUCCAUAUUUUGGUGAUGAAUGAAGCACCAGAAAGUAAAUGAUGUACUUUUAAAGCAUCAACUAAACUUUCAUGAAAACAAAGACAUGAAAUUAUGCUAGUUAGAUUCUAACUGAUUCCAGUCCCUGACAACGCACUGCCUUCUAAACAAUCUUCAGGGGCCCAACAAUCCAUAAUAUUUACCAGCAUCGCCAGAGUAAAUAGGCGUUAUGAUUUAAUUGCUUAUUUCUGUGUCCAGGGAACGGUGUAAAACAAUUAUUAUGUCGGCAGCUCCUUUCUAAACGGCUUUCCCUACUUUUAUACAAUAUAUUGAUUACGCCUUACUAAGUAAAUAUUUCUUGUAGUUAAUAGCCCCUUGUACUGUUGGGCUGAUGUUUAUUCAUGACUCUUAUUGAUGAGCCGAUUAUUUUAAAGCUUUUAAAAAUUUUUAAAUAUAAAUUUUUAUUUAAAAACAAAUGGUUUUAUGAUAUAUUCCACCACCACUCUUUUAGGUAGCUGCAUUGCCCUCCAAAUCUACUUUGCACUUUACCACCACCCUUGGGACAUCCCACCUUGAGAUUCACUGCUCUGAGCUCUUCCCAAUGUCAUAAAACUAAAUAAAAGUCACUUUGCUAGAGACUAUAUGAUAUUGAUACUUUUCAGCAUUCUUUACAUACUCUCUAAAUCAGAUAAAAUGGCUGAUUUUUGUCAUAUUAUAACUUUGAUGCAUUUUGUUUCAUACAAUCCAAGCAAAUGGUACAGUUUGAGUUGAUUACUGCAAGGGGCAAUACUCUUAGUGAAUUAGAACAAUGGGAGUGAACUUCCUCUGUCCCAGUCAGUCAGGCUGCCAAUGAUAAGUUAAUGGCAAGAGAUCCCUGUAGUUUAGAAGCAUUGGAUGCUCUCAUAAUGGCAUAUGAAACAUAUAUAAAUGCUUUAAUGGAUUUCCCAUGGCCCAUUAUUUUAAGAGUUCAAAUCUUCCUUUAUUUUAUCUUUUUGUUUUGGAAACCCAGCUGAACAAACCCCAGACAGCUGCCAUAGAGACCAGUUCCGCUGCACAGAUGGCGGAUGCAUCCCCGAGUCUUGGAAGUGUGACGGGCAGACUGACUGCGAUGAUGAUUCUGAUGAGGGCGCUACAUGUCGUAAGCUGUUUAUCCUUUUCUACAGGAAAAUCUCAUUGUGAUUUAAGGAGAGAUUUUGGUUAACCAAAAUUUCAACAUUCGUGGGCCUACUAUUGUGCCACUUCGGGGCCUACUAUUGUGCCACUUUGGGGCCUACUAUUGUGCCACUUUCUAGGUCCAACCAUAAAUAAUUUUUUUAAAUGGCAGCUAAGGCAAAUUUUGGUCAAAGGGAAAAUGCAUUUCAUUAGGGUAAAUACCACUUGGCUUAAUCAAGAUAUAAUAGGUAAUAUAAGGGGGAAAAAACCAUCCAGCCAGCUGGUAAGGAACUUUAGCAGUGCAUGCCCCUAGACAUGCUAUUGAUUUGCAUAAAAAUCAUCAAGCGAAAUAUACACCAGAGUAAAUGAAUCAAAUUAAAUGUAUUUUUAUUUAGAGCAAAAGUUUCAAAACGGACAAAAGGAAACAAUAACUUUACAAUGGGCAAUUUAUCACCCUUACAAGUCUAAUUAAAGUCACUGGGGUUAGCUCUUAGUCUUUGAGAUGCCAUCUUUGAGAUGCCAGUUUUUUUGGUUGUUUUUUUUUUUGUAUUAAAAAAAUGAUAGCAUCACAUAUAUAAAUCUUAUGUUUCUCACAUCUCAGCACCAGUGAUAUGUUAGUAAAAUGUUGUCUUGUACUAAGGGAUAAAGACAUUAAAAUAUGUUUUUUAUUUUAAAUUCUUUGUGCAACAAAAACAACUUACCUUAAAUAGAUUAAACCAAAUUAUUGAUGAUCUCCUCAUCUCCCCAGCCCCGGUGACCUGCUAUGGAAAUAGGUUUCGAUGUGCCAACGGACGCUGCAUUUUCCAUGGAUGGGUUUGUGACGGUGAUGACGAUUGUGGGGAUAAUUCGGAUGAGGAUGCAGCACUUACUUGUGGUAAGUAGAGUUAUUGGUAACUUGGGUUGACUUUACGGGUUGUACAAGAGUAUAGAAAUAACUAAAAGAGGACAUGAAGGCUAAUGGGGAAUUCAAACAUAGGCUAAUGCACAUGUUUAUUUAGGUGAUAGAGGAAUUUUCUUACAUAAGGUAUUUUACCCAUGCAUCCUAAAUAGAUAGAAAUUAUUUUAAAAGGAAAAGACAAGGGAACUGGGGGCUUAAAGAUAAAUAAAAAGAUACAAUUUUUUUUCCUGAUUUAAAAAAAAAAAAAUUGUUCACUUCAUAGCACAUAGCAAAGAGUUUUUAAUUGAUGAUAUCAACUACAACUCAUCAGUGAUGAAUUCAUCCGUCUUAUUUUAUGUAAAAUCAUUGUGAUUUUUAAAAAUAUGCUCAGUAUUUUGUAUAAAAUAUUCUGUUAUGUUGGUUUUUUUUGUAGCCCCGCCCCCUUUCUCUUGCCCAAGAGGCAAAUGGGAAUGCCCGGGGGGAAGUCACGUCUGCAUCAACGCUACACUGGUCUGUGAUGGCAACCCUGACUGUCCCGAGGGUCACGAUGAAAGUCCUGUGUGCAGUAAGUACAACAUCCACAUUGAUCGCGUGGAAUGCACAGGAUUUUCAGUUUUAUCAAACGAAGCAAUGAACCCAAACCUGAUAGUCCGCCUUCCAAACUAAAAUUGCUUGAAGGGAUGCAUGAGAAUACUGCAUUGGCCCAAAACAUCAUGAUGAAGGGAUGCAUGAGAAUACUGCAUUGGCCCAUAACAUCAUGAUGAAGGGAUGCAUGAGAAUACUGCAUUGGCCUAAAACAUCAUGAUGAAGGGAUGCAUGAGAAUACUGCAUUGGCCCAAAACAUCAUGAUGAAGGGAUGCAUGAUAAUACUGCAUUGGCCCAAAACAUCAUGAUGAAGGGAUGCAUGAUAAUACUGCAUUGGCCUAAAACAUCAUGAUGAAGGGAUGCAUGAGAAUACUGCAUUGGCCCAAAACAUCAUGAUGAAGGGAUGCAUGAGAAUACUGCAUUGGCCUAAAACAUCAUGAUGAAGGGAUGCAUGAGAAUACUGCUAUGGCCCAAAACAUCAUGAUGAAGGGAUGCAUGAGAAUACUGCAUUGGCCCAAAACAUCAUGAUGAAGGGAUGCAUGAGAAUACUGCAUUGGCCUAAAACAUCAUGAUGAAGGGAUGGUGGCCACUGUCAGAAGUAAAAUGUAACCAUCAGCCAAUUUGUUCUGCUGCUGUACUGGAGUUGAUAUGUAUAAAGAUUUAUGGAUUGGUGGGUGACUGGUGGAUGACACUAUAUUUUAUGCACACUUAGUUGUCCUAGCUUCCCUGUUAGAUGGUAUCUAAGCCAAUAUUUUAUGCACACUUAGUCGUCCUAGCUUCCCUGUUGGAUGGUAUCUAAGCCUAUAUUUUAUGCACACUUUGUCAUCCUGGCCCCGUACACACCAUUUAUUGUCGUUCGUUGAUUUUGUUAUUGAGACGCACUUGAAGUGGCAGCCAUGAAUUGUGUAAACAUAAAUAUUUCCUUCAUCCAGAUCAAGACAGCUGCCGAGACAACAACGGUGGAUGCAGCCACAUGUGUUUACAAACCCCUCGAGGUGCUGAAUGCAAAUGCCCAAGGGGCCAAGAGCUUAAUGGAACAAAAGUCUGCAUUGGUCAGUUUUUUUCCCCUGUUUAUUAGGGAUAAAUGAAAUUUCUGAGCCGCAUUGCAUUUCUAAUAAGGAACAGAUUAGGUCAUCAUUUCUUGUUCACCAUUUACCUCCCUUAACUUCUCUGAAUUUAUCAAGGGAUAUCUAUUUACUUAUCUCCCUAGCCCCUCAGUGAGUCUCAAAUGUUAUCUACACCUAGCACCUCAGGGAGUUUAAAAUGUUAUCUAGCCCUAGCACCUCAGUGAUUCUCAAAUGAUAUACAGCCCUAGCAGCUGAAUUAGUUUCAAAUGAUAUGCAGCCUUAGCACCUCAGUGAUUCUCAAAUGAUAUACAGCCUUAGCACCUGAGGGAGCUUAAAAUGUUAUCUAGCCCUGGCACCUCAGAUGUUAAUAAGUUGAGAUAAGUUCAUGCUUUUUCCAAACUCCAAAACAUGAAUUUUUUUUAUGUCGUAUUCAGAUGAAGAUGAGUGCACUCCCCCUGGCCGGUGCAGUCAGUUGUGUGUCAACACCAAAGGCUCGUUCAAAUGUGAAUGUGUGGAGGGCUACUUGUUGCUGACUGACAAAAGGACCUGUAAAGUUAUUAGAAGUGAGGACCCGUCCUAAAUUGUUAGUCUAUUAAACAAGGGUUGAUUUUUUUGGGUAACUCUGCUGUGAAACUGGGUUGUAUCAAGUUCUUUUGUGUAGGCUUAUGAUUUUGAUAUGUCAGUGUUAUGUACCAUUGGGGUUUUGAAGAUUUAAUUUGUGUUAAUAGUUGGCUCAUAGAAAAAAUAAUACCUAAUAAAAGACUGAUCUUACAAUAUGUUAAGAAAACGAUACCAAAAGCUAGUGAUACUAAAAUUUAAAUUAAUGAUAUAAAUACAUUUCUAUUCAAAUACAAAUGUGAGUACAGAAGCAGACAAAACUGUACCAACUUACAGCAAAUAAAAAAUUUAAAAUCCUCAAAAUACUAAUAUUAAUUUAUAAUUUAUACACAAAAUAAUAUGACGUCUCGUAUGUCUAAGUCUUGCUAUGUCUGUCUGCUAAGACACCUGGCAAGCUUUGUGUAGGAAUUAAAUCAGAACGUUCAUGUAAAGAAAAUCUAGAAAUUGUGUCACCUAAUGGCAUUCUUGAGAACAAAUGGAAUGUAAACAACUUUUUCCCCAGACAAGAAAGGUGACGGGCAUGGAAGAAGUGACAUAACACAGUGUCAUGUUAAUAUCAAGGUCAUCCUAGCGGCUAAAAAUGACUCUAUGUUGAAGUUUAAAAAUAGGCCAAGCCAUAUGCGAUUACUAUGCUAUUUGUGACUGUGGGCUUUUGUUAUCAUACUCCUUUUUUUAAAAAACUAUUUUUUCCAUCUAAGAGUUUGGCACUCACCAAAAAUAAGCUAUAACUUCCUCAGAUGUUUAUCUCCUGAUGUGUUUCAAAGUAGGCUGCUGAAUAGAUUAUUCUGAGCUUAACCAAUACUUAUAAUCUCACCAAAAAUACUCUGUAACCUCCUCAGAUGACACAACACUGAGCCUUCUGAUAGCCAGCAGGACAGCUGUGGUCAAGUCAAACUUAGACGUCUGGAUGUACGACCCCCUGCCCUUGCCCCCAUUCAGAUCGCUGACAGCCAUAGACAUUGAUGUCAACCAGUCACACAUCUACUUCUCUGAUACGGUCCUCAAGAAAAUCUUCAGGACCACCAUCAAAGGCUCAGACCUGACAGAGGUUAGCCGAGUUAAGAGGACUAACUAUAAUGCAUGUAACUACUGAUCACACACAAAAGGAUAUCAUGGAUCCUCAAUGGUUAAAAUAAAAUAAAUAUAAACAUUUGAAAUUAGCCUUCAAUUUUUUAGAAUUCAUUCAAAUAUUUUCGAAGCAUUCAUGAAAGCUUGCACAAAAGCUUACACAAAACUGCCUACCUCUAAAAAAUGUAACUCUUAUCAAUAUUUCUAUAGUAAAUCAGCUGAGAAAAGAACCACCAGUCUAAUAGUUAUAGAACUGUUUUGCCUCUAAGAAACAGACUUGUAUGAUAUAUCAAAUGGAAAUGUUUCUUUAUCCUAAACAUUUCCAUGAUCUAACUAUUUUUUACCAGUAUAAACCGAAAUUUUUAAAAUAAUGCCCAGGACUGUAAAGCUCUUCACUAAAUUAAAAAAAUGAUUAUUGUUGUUUUAAUUUAGUAAGCUUGUAUAGAAGACUGCUAAAAAAAAAAAAGGGUUUCUGUUCAUUUAUAAUUGCUCUGAUUCAGAUAAUUAUACUGUAAGAUUUUAAUCAAAGAGCGAACGCUAUGUUUACCAUAUGAUUAGAUCUUUUUCAGUAGCAAAUGUUUGAUAUCUUGUUACCUUGCCAGAUUGUGGCCACAGGCAUUGAUGUGGUGGAGGACAUCGCAGUGGACUGGAUAGGGAAGAACCUGUACUGGACAGACUACGGGAUGGAGACCAUAGAAGUGGUCAACCUGGCUGGAGAGAACAGGAUGGUGCUGUUCAGUGAAAAUAUCACCAACCCCAGGGCCAUCGAGGUCGACCCUAGAGACGGGUCAGUAGUCACAUAUUUUUGUGUUGGCUAUGAUAAGUGAACAGAAUUUUGUUAAUCGAAUAAUGAUAGUUUUUUUGUUGUUUUUUUUUGUUCUUUUCAAACAUUGAACAAACUAUGCCAAACAUUCAGUGUUGCCAUUAAUUUACUAAGGCUUGAGAUCUGGCAAUGCUUUCUAUGUUUGUUUUCCUAGCUUAACAUAACCUGAUAAAACUUCCCUCUAUGUGACAUACGGUAUUUUAGAGAAUGGUUUUUAAAGUCAUGAUUAAAAAUUGAAUUGCUUGUCAUGUUAAUUGUUCAAUUUUUAUGCUAUUUUAUAAACAUUUCACUUGCGCCGCAGGGUCCGCUAUUUGUUCUGGUCAGACUGGGGUCAGAAUCCUCGCAUUGAGCGGUCAGGACUGGACGGGUCCGGUCGAACUGUUCUGGUGUCUGAAAAACUCUUUUGGCCCAACGCCCUGACCAUCGACUACCCUAACAAGAGACUGUAUUUUGCCGACGCACGCAUGGAUUUCAUUGAGUUUUGCAAUUAUGACGGCUCAGGCAGACAUCAAGUUUUUGCCAAUGAUCAUGUGAGUAACCAGAAGUGUAUGGAGCACACAAAUUUCUCACAUUUCAUAUGGAAGACAGGUGUUUGUUCCUAUCUCCUUACCAGUCUGGCUGUUCCUGUCCCCUGACCAUUCUGGCUGUUCAUAUCCCCUCACCAGUAUGGCUGUUCAUAAUCCCUCACCAGUCUGACCGUUCCUAUCCCCUUACCAGUCUGGCUGUUCCAGUCCUCUGACCAUUUUGGCUGUUUGUAUCCCCUUACCAUUAUGCCUGUUCAUAUCCCCUUACCAGUCUGGCUCAAUCAUUUAUGUAUUUGUACGUAUAUUGAACAAAUGUAGAUUUAAUGAAAUGAUUGCUUGCCACCGGAUAUAAAAAGACAUGUAUCUUGAUUAUUUCUUUUUUAAAAAUGUUACACUUGUAUUUGAGAAAAUUGUAUUACUUAAUUUGACCCAUUACAUUUUAUAGAUUUACUGAAAUACUGGCUUUCAUUUUAGUUUUGACUCAAAUUGCAUAUUUUUGCUGCCACCCUUUUUCUGUGUGCUGGGCUGACUUGACUCUUCCCACCUCAGUUCCUGAGACACCCUCAUUCCCUGACCAUCUUUGAGGACUGGAUCUACUGGACAGACCGGGCGGCCAGCAGGGUUUCAAUGUGCAACAAGUUCAACUGCUCUGACAGGUCUGUCGUCGCCUCCAGCAUAUCCCGACCUCUGGGCAUUGCCGUCUACAACAUCAUCAAGCAGCCCACUGGUAGGUCAAAUCAAGAAAUGUGUGGGCAUUGACGUUCCUCCAUCACAUGGGACUGAUCAAUCUGCUGAUGCUUUCAAAGAUGUGCAGACUUUGUGUUUACUGCGUGGGACAUGGCUCGUAUUUUUGGGGAUGACAUGGAGAUACAAAUAUAUUCAAGAUUGUCAAAAGGUCUGAUUUGGCUAUCAAGUCAUUGAUAUCAUCAUGUCAUAAAAUAUUUUAGGUAGACACGAUAAUAUCAAUUAAUUUGAUGUCUGAAUCAGACCCUUUCACAAACUUGAAUGGAGAUUAUACAAUAUUUUAAGUAAAUUUAUUUCUUGAUCUUCAACCUACAAAUAUUCAUUAAUUAAAUGGAAAAUCCCAUGAAAUGUUGAAUCAAAAUUUUUUUUAAAUACAAUCUCUCAGGUACCAAUCCUUGCCAGGAUGCUCAUUGCAGCCAUCUUUGUCUGCUAUCACCACGACCCAGCGGCUACAGCUGUGCGUGCCCAAUAGGGAUGCAGCUGGACGGUACAGCUCACAGCUGUGUCAAAGGUACCGUACCUUCUGGUCACGUUUAUGUCAAUUCAUAUUUUUUCCACCCAUUUCCUGAUAUUUUGGUCCCAUUAAUUCUAAGGUCAGACCGUCUGCUUAAAGUUGAUAUUUUGAUCUAAAUUAAAUUUAAGUUUAGACCUUUUCUUACAGAUGUUAUUUUUCCCAGCUAGAAAUCAUCAUUGCACAAGGGGACUUUUCUGUACAAUACUAACUCAUUCUAACAACGCACACUGCGUUCAUCCGCCGUUCUCAAAAGCACGGACCAACGCGCUGUGCGUUGUUUCAAUAUCAUGUUUGUUUCUUUGCUAUUUCUCUACUAAACUUUUUACGAGCUAUUUUUAAAUAAGACUUUUACAUAGAAGAGUGGUCUUAUUGUUUACAAGCGAAACCAAGGUUUAUUUGUUGUCAUUUGAAGCAUUAUUUUGACAAUUUUCUUCACGUUUUUUUUUCAACUGUUGCUAUGGCUACCCUAGGCCCUAGUAGGUAAGUUUCCUAGACAAUUAACAGUUUAAAAAGCUUUGGAAGUGUUUUGAUAGUGAAGAUUAUUUAUAUUUAGAUGCAUCGCAUGAUUCUGAUAGUAGUAGUUUUAGAGGAAUUGAGUUAUAGAAGUGAAGAAGAGGUAUGCGUACAUCAGGGUUUGGGGAAAAACUGGUUUAGCAUAAAAUGUUUUAACAUUUUAUGGUUCUUUUCUGUAACUUAUUUUAUUUAAAGUGAAGAAAUAAGUUUACAAGCAUAUAGUCCUUUCAGUUACCUUUCAUUUGAUACCAAGUUUAGUCUUAUAAACCAAAGAAUAAUAUUUGAAAUAUUUUUUUAAUAAAUCCAACCUCUCACUCUUUUUCCGCUCUUCGGAAAAAAUUUGCAUUUUUUAUAAUAAAAAAAAUUCUGCUGCGCAAGACUUAAUCCUGUUAUCCAGUAGUUCUCAAGCUAUUUCAUAAUGCAAAUGAUGCUCUUUAACCAAUAAUGGUUUGAUUCACUCCUCAUUUCCAUCAAAAAUUGUUUUUGAAAAUAAGAAGCAAAAAUGUAAUUUAACAAAUUCAUGUAGACCUGACGCACAGACCACCAGUGAUCCUUAGGUAAUAUCAGAUUAAUCUGUCUCUCGGACCACCAAGCUGGGACACCUUGCUGUACUUUUUUAAAAUUAUAAUGUACACCAUAUAAUUUUCAAUCAGGUAUUUUCCUGUUUCUCCAAUAUGAUAUAUAAUAAAGUAUUUUUCUGUUUCCACCAUAUGAUUGUGAUAAAGUAUUUCCCUGUUUCUGCAAUAUGAUUUAUGAUAAAAGUCUUUUUUUUAAACAAACCCCCCCUCCCCAAUGUUGUUCAGAUUCCUCUGAGAUCCUGUUGUUCAUGCAGUCUCGCUUCAUUGCCGGGAUCAAACUAGGCAGCACCAAUGUCACAGGUAUUGUACCGGUCAGCUCCAUCAGCAGCGGUCAAGAUUUUGAUUUUGACAGCAAGGAGGGAUUCAUCUAUUAUGUGGAAAAGAUCAAUGUUAGUACAGUGUUGCUACUUUUUUCAAGGAUGAUAGUGCUGUGUGAACGUGUGAGGUCAGGUUGAUGUACUUUGUGAGGUCAAGUUGAUGGGUAAUGUUUAAGUCGAUUUAAACUUUGUUGGUGACGGGGGUGUCUUUGUUAGGGUGUGUGCGUAUGAUCAUUAACAAGACUGUACUAUAUUUUGGGGGAAUAAAAAGUUAAUAAGAACAUUUAACUUAUAACUGGUUUGAACUACUGUAUACCUAUCACAAUGUCAUUAAUUUUACUUCUUCCAUUCUUGAGAGGAUGUUGGUUUCUUUUUUUUUUUGUAGUGGAGUUUUUGUUGUUGUUUUUUUUCCAGCUUUUCUUAUUUAUGGAUGUUUGAAUUGAUUUACCCACAGGGCAGUCUCAAGAGGAUUCAGCUGAAUGGCCGCAACACGUCUGAGUUUGUGCCCACCGCUGUGAUAGGAAGUCCCAAUGCCAUCGCCAUUGACUGGAUGUCCAGGAAUCUCUUCUGGGCCAAUGCUGCGGCCGGAUUGAUGGAGGUGAUGAUUAGAAUUUAGAACAUAGGCUGGUACAGUAAUCUAACAAUGAGAUUAAGUUGUGAAAAUAUCAAAGAUGCUUGCACGCGAAGUGCCUGCGGUUGUAGAAAUGCCAACUAAAUCUCAAACACAAAUUAAAUAUUUACACCAAGACAGGAGUAAGGUUACACCAUAAGACUUCAGUCAACAACAAUCACACUCAUCCAUCUUGUCCUAGUUUUGUUUUCAUUUUUAUCUGUUUAGCUUGUCAUCUCUGAUUCAAAUAGUAACUGCGGGAUUGCACUUUGUAAAGUUUUGGGGGAUUGCACAUUGUAAAGUUUUGGGGGAUUGCACUUUGUAAAAUUUUGGGGGAUUGCACUUUGUAAAAUUUUGGGGGAUUGCACUUUGUAAAAUUUUGGGGGAUUGCACUUUGUAAAAUUUUGGGGGAUUGCACUUUGUAAAAUUUUGGGGGAUUGCACUUUGUAAAGUUUUGGGGGAUUGCACUUUGUAAAGUUUUGGGGAUUGCACUUUGUAAAAUUUUGGGGGAUUGCACUUUGUAAAAUUUUGGGGGAUUGCACUUUGUAAAGUUUUGGGGGAUUGCACUUUGUAAAGUUUUGGGGGAUUGCACUUUGUAAAAUUUUGGGGGAUUGCACUUUGUAAAGUUUUGGGGGAUUGCACUUUGUAAAAUUUUGGGGGAUUGCACUUUGUAAAAUUUUUCAAUAUGAUGUGAAGAAAUCUUAAAAUAAAAGAGAAUACAGGUUUUGGAUAACCAGCAAUCUAGAAUAAAUUUCGUUAAAUAACUUUUACAGAAUUGUAUAAAUCAUAUAUUAUGCCCUGAUCAUGGAAUAAUGAAAAACACCUUACCAAAGUCAGGUUAUCAGGUGUCGAUCAAUAGUUCAAAGUUUAUGUUUGUGUUUUUUUAUAACCAGGUCAUGAGAUUGGAUGGCCCAGAACACUACAGGAGAGUGUUGCUAAGCAAUAACGGCAGGAGGAGAGACGUGGCCAACCCACUCUCCCUGUGUGUUGAUCCUGGAAGAGGGUGAGUUGUGGCGGAGACCAUCAUUAUACAACUGAUCUAUUUAUUGAAAGGUUACGUGACUGGAGUUGUCAGAAGGUGGGGGCUGAAACAAGACUUACAUAUCUCUGGUGAAGAAUUAAUAUGAAUGUUAUUUGAUUUUUUAGAUUGCUUUACUGGGGUGACGGCGGUGUGCCAGGUGUGCCAGCAAAGAUAGCCGUGGUUGAUAUGGACGGCUCAAACCCCAGAGUGCUGCUGUCUGUGGGGAUCAGAACCCCUACAUACAUGACUCUAGACACACAGUCCCAGUGCUUGUACUUCACAGACACAUUCCACAACAAG